Messenger RNA from Suillus fuscotomentosus, 2679 nucleotides. RefSeq lists its product as uncharacterized. The coding region runs from base 1 to 2679 and encodes 892 amino acids. The transcript is spliced from 4 exons. The record is from RefSeq and is a predicted model, not a curated record. NCBI's taxonomy places the organism in Eukaryota, Fungi, Basidiomycota, Agaricomycetes, Boletales, Suillaceae.
AUGGCCGAAGGAACUUGGGAGAAGCUGUCCCAGGUCGCUGUCCUGGGCGCUGAAUAUGACUCCCCUGAACGCCAGCCCCAUCCGAAAUGUUUGAAAGGUACCCGAGUGGACCUUCUCGAAUUCAUCCACGGACGGUUGAACAAGCGAGAGAAGAGUCAAAUAAUUUGGCUGCAUGGGACGGCAGGCGUCGGAAAGUCUGCUGUGGCAUUCACUGUAGCUGAAAGAAUGAAAAGUCUGAAAAUGACAGAGGAGACGAAAAUUGAAACAAGGCUCGCGGGGACAUUUUUUUUCUCGCGCAAGCACACGAAACGCAGCACAACCGGUCAUUUCUUUGCCACGCUUGCUUACCAGCUUGCGAGCAAUUUUCCCAGCGUCAGGAACGACGUGAACAGAGCCGUCCGCGAGAAUCCUGCAGUUCUAGACUCCAGCAAGUCUCUUCGUGACCAGAUGAAGGCGUUAUUUCGCCAACCUCUUUGGCACCUGCAACUCAGGUUACGCGACUGUCCGCCUCCGGUCUUUGUCAUUGAUGCCCUUGAUGAAUGCAAACCUGAAACUAUCCCCGACCUCAUCUCCCUCCUCGGGGAAGCUCUUCGUGAUCCUGAACUUCCCAUGAUCCACAUUCUGCUCACGAGUCGCUUGGAAGAGCAUAUACGUAAAGCCAUUCAAACAGAAGAGAUGUGCGCACUGGUAUACGAGAUACCAGUGCACACUUCUGGGGAAGGCAUUUCUCGCACCAUUUCGUUAGAUGGCGAAGAUGUUGACAAUGACAUCUAUGUCUUCUUACAGCAUUCCUUCAUGGAGUUGCAAAGUCGUCAUCCUGAUUUCCCUCAGCCCACUGAGGAUAAUCUUACGCGAUUGGCGAACCGAGCUGGUAGACGUUUCAUCAUAGCAUCUACAAUGAUGAAGUUCGUCGAUGACGGAUACAAUGACCCCCGGGAGCGCCUUGAACUCAUGCUCGAUCUAACCAAUAAACUGCUACCUGGGACAGAAGUGUACGAGCUAUACAACCGCAUCCUCUCCACCUGUUCGAACCCCAAUCGGGCAUACCAGCACUUGUCCAUUGUUGCUGCCCUUGCAGACCCUCUGCCAAUCUCACUGAUCUCGAAGCUCCUUGGUCCUGGUCAAGGCAGUGAUGUCGCAACCGUACUAGUACAGCUACGGUCUUUCAUAGAUAUCCCCGUUGACAGCAGUCAUCCCAUAAAUAUCUACCACUCAUCCAUUCGAGACUAUGUUUCAGACUUCUCAAACUGCAACCUCUCUGGAUUACAACCCGUCAUAGCACCACAUUCCCAACUCGCUUAUUCCUCUUUCUGCUUGAUGAUCCAAGAUAUUCCAGAGCGCACUGAUUUGAUGGAUGCGCUCUCAGAAUUGAGGUCACAGGAUCAGGCUAUGCAACCCCUCGACCCCCGGGACCUGCAACAAUCGUUAGCCUUCAUUGUUGAGCCACCAGAGCCGUUGCAGGUUCUCAUGGGCCUGUUAUGGCUUCGGGGAGCUCGCGGGUCUGGUCUGCGGUCCUGGCUAAGGACUUUGGAUGGACGUGCAUGGCUACAGACCCAAUAUGGGGAAGACUAUUUGCGGACACAGAAGGGAGAAGACUGGCUGCAGACCUUGGACGGGGGGCAUUGGCUGCAGACCCACACAGGAGACACUUGGUUACGGACCGAGAGGGGGCGAGGGUGGCUGCAGAGUAGGCCAGGGUGGCUGUGGACUCAAAGACGGCGACAAGUCACUGGAGACCCUGGCGAAGACCAGAAGCGGGAGGGAGUGGCUGGAGACACCGUACGGGGAGGGAUGGCUAGUGACAGAGAGCAGGAGAGUGUGGAUGGAGACAGAGAGCGGGAGGGAGUGGUUGGAGACAGAGAGCGGGAGGGUGUGGCUGGAGGCAGAGAGCGGAAGGGUGUGGCUGGAGACAGAGAGCGGGAGGGUGUGGCUAGAGACACAGCAUGGGAUGGUAUGGCUAGAGACAAAAAGCGGGACGGAGUGGCUGGAGACACAGAGCGGGAGGGUGUGGAUAAAGACGCAGAGCGGGAAGUUGUGGAUGAAUGCACAGAAUGGGAAGCUGUGGCUGAAGACACCGAGCUGGAGGGUGUGGCUGAAGACACCGAACUGGAGGAUGUGGCUGACGACAUUGCAUGGGAGGGAGUGGCUGAAGACACCGAGCGGGAGAGUGUGGCUGGAGGCACCGAGCGGAAGAGAGUGGCUGGGGACAUCGAACGGGAAAGAGUGGCUGAUGGCACCGAGCGGGAGAGUGUGGCUGGAGACACCGAGCGGGAGAGUGUGGCUGGAGACACCGAGCGGGAGAGCGUGGCUGGAGACACCGAGCGGGAGAGCGUGGCUGGAGGCACCGAGCGGAAGAGAGUGGCUGGAGGCACCGAGCGAGAGAGAGUGGUUGAGGACACCGAACAGGAAAGAGUGGCUGGGGACAUCAAGCGGGAGAGCGUGGCUGGGGACACCGAGCGGGAGAGUGUGGCUGGAGACACCGAGCGGGAGAGCGUGGCUAGAGGCACCGAGCGGAAGAGAGUGGCUGGAGGCACCGAGCGAGAGAGAGUGGUUGGGGACACCGAACGGGAAAGAGUGGCUGGGGACAUCAAGCGGGAGAGCGUGGCUGGGGACACCGAGCGGGAGAGAGCGCUGUAUUUCGCUUCAUAUCAUCUGUUUCUGAUGUUCCAGGGCGAGUAG